Rhinopithecus roxellana (golden snub-nosed monkey) is the source of this 1183-nucleotide messenger RNA. It is a transcript of the gene GLIPR1L1, whose product is annotated as GLIPR1 like 1. The record is from RefSeq and is a predicted model, not a curated record. The coding region runs from base 75 to 803 and encodes 242 amino acids. NCBI's taxonomy places the organism in Eukaryota, Metazoa, Chordata, Mammalia, Primates, Cercopithecidae. Gene Ontology annotation, cellular component: extracellular region. The transcript is spliced from 6 exons.
GGGGGGUGGCGGGGAAAUCGGGUUGCCCCGGCCGUUACUGGUCCGCGCUGUCAGGGCAUCCUCCACAUCCUUCCAUGGCUCUGAAGAAUAAAUUCAGUUGUUUAUGGACCUUGGGUCUGUGUUUGGUAGCCAGUACAUCUUCCAAAAUCCCAUCCAUCACUGACCCACACUUUAUAAACAACUGCCUCGAAGGCCACAACGAAUGGCGUGGCAAAGUCAACCCUCCCGCGGCCGACAUGAAAUACAUGAUUUGGGAUAAAGGUUUAGCAAAGAUGGCUAAAGCAUGGGCAAAUGAGUGCAAGUUUGAACAUAACAACUGUUUGGAUAAAUCAUAUAAAUGCUAUGCAGCUUUUGAAUAUGUUGGAGAAAAUAUCUGGUUAGGUGGAAUAAAGUCAUUCACACCAAGACUUGCCAUUACGGCUUGGUAUAAUGAAACCCAAUUUUAUGAUUUUGAUAGUCUAUCAUGUUCCAGAGUCUGUGGCCAUUAUACACAGUUAGUUUGGGCCAAUUCAUUUUAUGUCGGUUGUGCAGUUGCAAUGUGUCCUGACCUUGGGGGAGCUUCAACUGCAAUAUUUGUUUGCAACUAUGGACCUGCAGGAAAUUUUGCAAAUAUGCCUCCUUACACUAAAGGAGAAUCUUGCUCUCUCUGCUCGAAAGAAGAGAAAUGUGUAAAGAACCUCUGCAGGACUCCACAACUUAUUAUACCUAAUCAAAAUCCAUUUCUGCAGCCAAUGGGGAGAGCACCUCAGCAGAUAGCCUUUAAUCCAUUCAGCCUAGGUUUUCUUCUUCUGAGAAUCUUUUAAUGUCAUUUAUAUACAAAAGAAAUUAUCAAAUGUUAAAAUAAAGGAAUAGUUUAUUGCUUAAUAUAACUUAUCAUCAGUUUGAUUCUUUAUUGAAUCUUCUACACUCUUUCCUGAUACCUAAAUUUAAUGUUUGUUUUUAACUCAGAAAAUGUAUUGUAGUAUGGAAAAUGGAUAGCAGUAGAAUAAAGUCUUAAGAUUAUUAAUUACAAAUCCAUAUGUAUAACAAAAGUGUUCCACUCUUUAAUUUCCUAAUGAGAAUGGAUUUCCAUUUUAGUUAUAGUACAUUUAGAGAACCAAAGUAAUUUCAGAUAUUAGAUAGUUUCCUUAUAUACCAGCAGUUUCCUUUAUGAAUACCAUCAACAUCAUUCAGAAACAAAAUG